UCGUAGUCGCUCCUGAGGUCUGCCUGUGGGAGAAUGUCACAAGCAAAAGAGCCGAAUGUGGACCUGAGAUGAGCAGGAACGAAAGCUGGAGCCUGGGUGUGCAGCGGCCGUGCUCUGGGUGCUAAUGGGCACCCUGUUCUGGAAAGUCAGCAAGACAGAGCAGCUGAUCCCAGCACACUAGAAGGAGAGGAAUCUUUCUGAUGCUCAAGCUUGGAUGCAGGAAGAGAUCACGGGAGACUUUGACCGUGCACAUCCCAGGGACUGGAGCUUCGGUGUUGGGGGCAAGAUGGGUGACUUGCCCUUAGAUAUCAACAUCCAGGAACCUCGAUGGGACCAGAGCACAUUCCUAGGCAGAGCCAGGCACUUCUUCACCGUUACUGACCCUCGAAAUCUGCUGCUGUCCGGGGACCAGCUGGAAGCUUCCCGCAACAUUGUGCAGAAUUACAGGGCUGGUGUGGCAAUCCCGGGGCUCACUGAGGACCAGCUGUGGAGAGCCAAGUAUGUGUACGACUCUGCAUUCCAUCCAGACACAGGGGAGAAGGUGGUCUUGAUUGGCCGCAUGUCUGCCCAGGUGCCCAUGAACAUGACCAUUACUGGGUGCAUGCUCACCUUCUACAGGAAGACUCCGACUGUGGUGUUCUGGCAGUGGGUGAACCAGUCCUUCAACGCUAUUGUGAAUUAUUCCAAUCGCAGUGGGGACGCUCCUAUCACCGUGCGGCAGUUGGGAACAGCCUACGUGAGUGCCACCACUGGAGCUGUGGCCACCGCUCUGGGACUCAAAUCUCUCACCAAGCACCUGCCCCCACUGGUCGGCCGAUUUGUACCUUUUGCAGCUGUGGCCGCUGCCAACUGCAUCAACAUCCCCCUGAUGAGGCAGAGGGAGCUGCAGGUGGGCAUCCCGGUGACCGAUGAGGCGGGUCAGAGGCUUGGCCACUCCGUGACUGCUGCCAAACAGGGAAUCUUCCAGGUGGUGAUAUCAAGAAUCGGCAUGGCGAUUCCUGCCAUGGCCAUUCCCCCAGUGAUCAUGAACACCCUGGAGAAGAAAGCCUUCCUGAAGAGCCGGCCCUGGUUGGGGGCGCCCCUGCAGGUGGGGCUGGUAGGCUUCUGCCUGGUAUUUGCCACACCCCUGUGCUGUGCCCUGUUCCCCCAGAGAAGCUCCAUACAUGUGACCAGGCUGGAGCCGGAGCUGCGAGCUCAGAUCCAAGCACAGAACCCCAGCAUCGAUGUGGUUUACUACAACAAGGGACUUUGAGGGGAGUCAGCCUCCGCCCCUCUCCUUACCUCCUUAGGCUGCUUCCUGGGUGCCACCUUACAAUGCUAUCACUUGUUUAUCUUCCGGGUCAGGGGACUUGAGGUGGGGAGCAGCCACUGAGACCAGCAACCCCUCAGCCUGGGGGAGGCAGCCCUAUAAUAAGCCUCUUCUCUCCUCUCUGGUUUCAAAGAGUGAGUCACAAAACCCAUCCCUCCCGUGCUUAUGUGUGCAGACAUACAUGUGCAGCACAUGUAAGUGUUUGUACAUUUGGUCCUGGAAGCUAAGGGCAGAUAGCCUCUUCUAGGAUGUCUUAAUAUUUGGCUUCCCCCUUCGUCUCCUGCCCACCUAGCAGCAAGCCAGGUCAUAGGGGACACUUCCUUCCCUAAACUGUUCCUCUGCCCAAGACAUUUCAGAUAGCACCUUACCCUUCUGGAUACAGGAGAAGCCCCAGGAUCCCACAACACGGACUGAGGGCCACCAGCAAGCCAAUUAUAGCUUACUCCUUCAGGUUUCAAGCAGCUGGCUCCAAAACCUGGCUUAGGAUCUGGGCUGGCAGAGAAAGCGGUGUUGGGAUUAGGGAGUCGGGAGCUGUGCCUGCUGUGCCCGUGUCCUAGAAGGUUCCAUUCUUCUCUUCUCGUGGAACAAAGGGAUGUCAGUAGCCUGUAUUGCCCUCCACACUGCAACGUGAGUGCUUUUAGGGAUAGUUUUAGGCAUUCUUGGUCUAUUCUGAUGUCAUGACUCGGAUAGAAAUCCAGCAACUCCGAUUCUUUUCUGAUCAGAGAGCCACACAGGCAGAGCGGGUGUCCCCCUCCACACACGCCACCACCUGGGCCCACUUACAGGGGAACUGGUGUGGGAUGGUGCUUAACACAGGCCUCAAGCGUUCAAUCUCGAGACAGGUGAUUCUGUGUUUCAUUGACCCCUCUUACACAGUCACCACGCCCCACCUCAGCUCCUUCCUUUCCACAUAGCCCGUCUCUGGAAGAACAUAAUGCUACGCAAGUGCUCUACCACUGAGCUACAUCCCCGCCCCCUCUUUCUUUUCUUCCUUUUUUUGUUUUUUUUUGUUUUGUUUUGUUUUUCAAGACAGGGUUUCUCUGUGUAGCCCCGGCUGUCCUGGAACUCACUCUGUAGACCAGGCUGGCCUUGAACUCAGAGAUGCACCUGCCUCUGCCUCCCAAGUGCUGGGAUUCAGAGUGUGUGCCACCAUGGCCAGCAGCCCACCUUUCUUGACAAUGGCCCUGUCCUCCCUUUGCCCUUAAUUUGAAGAAGCGGAGGGACCCAGACCUCAAUAGACGGACCAAAUGGAAGAUGGGAUUAGGGAUGGCGUGGGUGGUGGUGACUUUAGGGUGUAGAAUUAGAUCGCCACUCUGAAUCCAUGACCUCUAGCUGAAAAGGUGAAUGGGGUGGGUCGAAAGGUCCCAGUGAGGUCCACUGAGACCAGUUCCUGCUUUUACUAACCACCGCCUCUGUGGUCCACUGAGACCACAGCUGUCAUGUCAUGGUGUCAAUAAACUGCAAUCCUGCCUA
Peromyscus maniculatus bairdii (prairie deer mouse) is the source of this 2782-nucleotide messenger RNA. It is a transcript of the gene Sfxn3, whose product is annotated as sideroflexin 3. The record is from RefSeq and is a predicted model, not a curated record. Gene Ontology annotation, biological process: monoatomic ion transport; serine import into mitochondrion. Gene Ontology annotation, cellular component: mitochondrial inner membrane. Gene Ontology annotation, molecular function: monoatomic ion transmembrane transporter activity. NCBI's taxonomy places the organism in Eukaryota, Metazoa, Chordata, Mammalia, Rodentia, Cricetidae.